Molecule: messenger RNA, 154 nt
Organism: Acanthisitta chloris (rifleman)
Lineage: Eukaryota; Metazoa; Chordata; Aves; Passeriformes; Acanthisittidae
Product: cytochrome b-c1 complex subunit 8-like
Exons: 1
Biological process (GO): mitochondrial electron transport, ubiquinol to cytochrome c
Source: RefSeq, a predicted model, not a curated record
AUGGGGGUGCAUUUCGGUAACCUGGCGCGGGUGCGGCAUGUCAUCACCUACAGCCUGUCGCCCUUCGAGCAGCGAGCCUUCCCCAACGUCCUCUCGCACGGGCUGCCCAACGCCUGGCGCCGCUUCAGCUCCCAGGUCUUCAAGGUGGUGCCCC